UAAUUCACGUGACCACACAGGUGGCUGAUAGGGUGAGACUACAAAAUAUUUUGUAUUUUGUUGACCAUUAGAACCAUGCUUUUUCUACUUUUUGACGAAGUGCUUGAACGCCAAUUCACUGGUUUUGUUGGAGGAACCAUGGACUGUAGAAUUGUGUCCUUCACGUGCCAGGAUCCAAGAAACGGGGUCCUAAAAUUCCGUCCUUUCACUAGUUUUACUAUUCCUUAUUUCCAUUUUUGAUUAAUUGUUUAAAAUGUAGGCAGGAGAUUCUUGGGCUAUCUCUCCAAAUAUUUUAUCGAGCAGAAAUGGUAUGCACAAUACCUUGGUACAACACCGUAUAUGCGAAAGGGGGGCGACUUUAGUUAUGCCCAACAAUGUAAUCUGUUCGUACUUCCACGUUGAAAGUCUUUGAACCUUUUAAAAAUUCCCUCUCACAGAGGGAAGGGGCUGGCUCCGGGAUACACCCCUUUUCGCGGGCUGCAGACUUUGCUUUGUCUUCAUCAGUGCGCAGGUCCAGUGACCUCCUGCUAUGGGUAAUUUUAUUUCCUAAAAUCAAAGAUGGUAGAUAAAGAUAUUUCCGUUCCAUAGCCUUUAGAUUUAGGCAAAAUUUAACAAAAAAUAAUAAUCAGAGAGUCAGAUUAGGUAACUAAGGGGCAGGAGAAUCGUCCAAGCUGCCUGCCAGCAAGUAUUCCUUUAGCCGUCCUAGCUAGUUGGGUAGCAAUCUAGCUAGCACAGCAACACUUAACCCGUUUGCACACAUAGCUGUCUGCUCUCUCGUGUUCCUUGUGGCCGAAGUAAAUUAACGUUAGAUCCAGCGACUUCGCACCCAAACCAUGGCAGCACCCAGAAAAGUACCGUUUGUCACACUGUCGGCCUUCACUGGGGUACCAGCCCCUGAGCCCAAGAAACGUCGGAAGGAGGAAGAAAUCGACCCCACUUUUGCAGAGCAUGAAAAACCUGGUACAGCGGAGACAGGAGCAGGAGGAGGUGGAGGUGACGGCGCUCUCUUCGGUAACGUUAAAGUUGGUGGGGGAGACACCGGGAAACCUAGUGGGAUCACGGUACGACUGAACCUUUGUCUGUCCGAGCCCAGCGACCAGGCGUCCGCCGAGUUCAGCUACAGCGAGCUGGUCCAGUCGCGCCAGGUGAAGAGGCACCCCCCACAGGGGCUGACACCUGCCUGUGACCCCACUGACCCUUUAGCGGACGAGCAGAGGGAGAGACGGGAAGUUGAAGCUCUUGCAAAGAAAUUCGAAAGCAAAUAUGGUAACAGUGUGAAGAAGAAGAGGAAGGACAGGAUGCAGGAUUUGAUUGACAUUGGCUUCGGCUACGACGAGAGCGACUCCUUCAUCGAUAACUCUGAAGCUUAUGAUGAGCUGGUUCCAGCAUCUCUCACCACCAAGUUGGGGGGAUUCUACAUCAACACGGGUACCCUGCACUUCCGUGCUGCCUCCGAAUCCGAGGGAGAGGAGGGGGGCAAGGGGGAAAAACUGCACAAGAGGAUGAAAGAUGGAGAAGAGCGUGUGAUUAAGAAGAGGAAGAAAAAAGAAGGAGUAAGUUUGGAGGAGAAGAAACCCAAGAAGAACCGACUGCCAAAGCCAGGAGGGCUGACCCUAGGCGCCCACCGCCCGGAGAAGAAGAAGCGGAAGAAGCUGAUGAAGGAUUCCCUGCACCUGGCCGCCAUCCUCCGCCGCUUCACCCCGGACAACACCGACAACCGCAAGAAGAGCCUCUCUGCGGCCAACGCCCGCGGCCCCGCCCACGCGGCCCAGCCUGCCGGAGUGGCCACCCCCCACGGCCCGCACCCCCCCUUUACCCCCGCGCACGCCGACCUCUCCAUGGCCGACCUCACCACCGACCCCGCGGUGAUGUCACUUCUGGGCUCGGCCAAUGAGAGCGAGAUGCUGCAGGACCUGAUGGGCGAGCUGGACUUUGGCGUGCUGGACUCACCCCAGGCCUGCAGCCCUACCCAGGGGGAGAACGGCCUGACCGGGGUGGGGCCGGGGCAGAAAGCUGGGUCUGGGGUGCUGGGGAAGGGCCAGGGGACGAGCCUCCUUACACCUCCACCGCUCCCUGCCAAUCUGCCUGCCCCCCUCCUGAAACGCAUCGAAGACCUGCGCCUGGCAUCCCGCCAGUUCGACCAGGAGGGGAGGAAGAAGUUCUUCACUCUGGACAUGAACAGCAUUCUGCUGGACAUUGAGCUGCAGGUGCAGGAGCAGCCGGCUGCAGUCCGCUCUGCGGUGUACUCUCACCUGGAGGCCUUCGUUCCCUGCAACAAGGAGGUGCUCCUCAAACGCCUUAAAAAGCUCAGCCUCAACGUCCAGGAUGACCGGCUGCGUGCCCCUCUGCUGAAGCUGAAGCUGGCUGUGUGCAGUGUGAUGCCGGAGCAGAUCACCCGAUACAACAUGGACUGCAUCGCCAGGGUGGCCAAGCAACAGUCUGAGGACGUGGAGAAGAAUGGGUCUGAAGAGGACGAUGAAGAGAAGCCCGGAAAAAGAGUGAUGGGGCCGCGGAAGAAGUUCCACUGGGACGACAAACUACGGACCCUGCUGUGCAACGUGGUGCGGGUAAAGCUGGGCUGCUACGAGCUGGAGCCGCAGUGCUCCCUGUCGGUGGAGGACUAUCUGAAAGCCUUCCUGGAGAGUGAGGUGAAGCCGCUCUGGCCCAAGGGCUGGAUGCAGGCCAGGAUACUGUUCAAAGAAAGCCGUUCAGUGCACAGCCACCUUACAGAUAACCCAGCCAAGAAAAAGAUGGUCCCCACUCCAAAAUCCAAACCCAGGGAGGGCGUCUGGGUCCAGAAACCGCCCUCCCUCUCGGUCCCGUCGGCCCGCCACCCGACCCCGUCGUCCCCGGAGACCAUCUGCGUGUCGGACUCCCCCGACGACGACCUCCCGCCGCCCUCCCCCGACUCCAUCUCCCACGCGCUGGCCCUGCUCAGCAGCGCCGCCAAGGGGCUGAUCCAGGACCGGCCCGCCUCCCCCAAACCCGCCGCCUCGGCCCUGGGGAAGAAGGCCGCGCCCUCCGUCAGCUCCCCGCCCGUCCCUCGGCCCGUGUCCUCGCCCGCGCCAUUUGGGACGGCGAAGGGUCCCCUCUCCCAGGCGCAGAGACACCCGCAGACGCACGCUCGCCAGCCGACCUUCCCCAUGCUCAAUAAACUCCAGGGCUCCAGUCCUCCGCCCCCACACAAGGCACGCCCGCCCCCCACUGCCUCCCCGCUCAUGCCCCCCCAGCAGAAGGUGGUCUUCUCUCCCGCUGUCAAGCAGGGAGUCCGGCCUGGCCUCACCACGCCCCCUGGUGGGCUAGACAAGGGUAGCGGUAAAGCUAGCAGCGGUAGCAACGGUAGCAUGGGUGUGGCCCCUCAGUGUAGGCCGAACGCCCUUCCUCAAACACGGCCACCUCAAACACCACACCUCAAAACGUCCUCCCACGCCUCCCCCGCGUCCUCUCCAUCCCCCGCCGCCUCGCCCGGGCCCACCCCUGUGCCCUCCCCCUCCCCCUCCUCCCAAACCAAACCCCACCAGCAGCAGCCGUCUAACUUCAUCACCCCGAUGCAGGUCACCCUGAGCAAGUCCUCACACAGCAGUAACCCCUCCAUCAUCAAACUGAGCCACCGCCCGCCUGCCCCGGUGCCCCCUCCUUCCUCAUCUCCCUCCCUCCCUCCCCACUCCCACCCGCAGUCCAUCCCAAACAUGCACCUGCACACCUCCAAGAGCUCCACCGUCCGCCCUCCCUUCCCUGUGCCGGGUGGCGGGGCUAAGAGCUACGGCACCCCCGCGGCUCAAAAGGCCGUCUCCCAAGGCAACUGCAACACCAGCCCCAGUCUUCCAAGCUCUUCACCUGCUCCCGGUCGCCGGGUCUCCAGCCCCUCCCCCGUUGCCUCUCCAGCCAAUCAUGAGCAGCGGCAAAGGACAGCAGGCGGGGCUAGCCCGGGGACUAAGCCAGCGGUGAGCCGGGCUCCGGUCGCCACUCCACCGUCGCUCCCAGUCACAUCUCCGCUAUCGCAGAUAUCGUCGGCAGGGAGCAGCCUCCUAGGGACUCCUCCCCCGUCCCUCCCCCUGGGGUUUGGCAUGCUGGGGGGACUGGUCCCGGUGUCCCUGCCCUUUCACCUCCCGUCCCUCCUCAACUUCACCCCUCCUACCGGGCAGACGGGGGCCAGCGCCGGGAGCGAGGGCGCCAUGGCGACCGGGAACAACUCAGGAUAUAGCCUGGCACAGAAUCUGUAUAAGAGCCUCCAGGUGGGGCCUCUCUCUGCACUGCCUCCUCACUUGCAGCUUGCUUUCUCAGAUCAAAUCAAUCAAAGCCAGGAAGGGGAUACGAAUAGGAAGUCUCUCUGACCCAGAUCUAUGGGAACACACGGCAGGGCCCAACCCACCAGGAUGACAUCACCCUGGACUAAUCAAUACUUGGGAUGGCUUUGACUGCCGGAUGAACUUGUUGAUGGAUGCUCAUUUGAGUACGCCUGAAAAGUAUUUUUUUUACUGUAAUAAUGCAUCAUUAAUAAUGUCAACAGAAUGGAUGGAUGGAUGAAUGAACUUUUCCUAUUCUUUUUUUUGACAAUGUUUACAUGAUGGACCUUUAUCACUGUGGAAGGAGAGGUGGAGGGCAAUGUAAUGUUUGAAAUCACUGUUUUAUAUGGUACGGCCACGGUCAGGUCAGUGCAUUCUGGGAGUUUGUGUAUUUAUUAGCCACUGCCAAUAAGAUUUCUGGUAAAACCAGCUAGCUUGUAGUGAAUGUAGCCCCCCCCCCCCCUCUCAGGGGAAAACCGUUUUUAGACAAAAUAUCCCCCCCCCCCUGUGAGCAUGUACAGGUUUGUGUGCCUGUGUGCACACUAGACUCCAGUGUCCAGGUCACUUUGAGUGCACACUCCCCCCACCUCUCUCUCCCACUCUCUUUCUGGUGCUGUAUUUUACACUGGUGUGUGUGUUUGUGUGAGUAAAAGGGAAGAAGUUUGUAUUCUACUUGAAUACUUUUUUAUAUACACAUGUACAAAUGUUGCCACUAAAAACACAUCAAAAAGCCUUAGCGUGUAAUAAAAACUAUGCAGGGUGAUAAACGUUUCUCAAACCAAAA
Molecule: messenger RNA, 5070 nt
Organism: Conger conger (European conger)
Lineage: Eukaryota; Metazoa; Chordata; Actinopteri; Anguilliformes; Congridae
Product: ubinuclein-2-like
Exons: 17
Coding region: 834-4334 (1166 amino acids)
Cellular component (GO): nucleus
Source: RefSeq, a predicted model, not a curated record